UAUUCAGUUCCAAAUAAGAAGGGUUCUUUAUUUUCUUCUGUGUUGGCCGAGGUUAGGUUCCACCGGAAUAAGACCUUGGCCACGUAAGUGAAAAAAAAAAAAUAGGAAAAAAAACACUAGAUAUAUAUAUAUAUAUAGAUAUCUAUAUAUAUAUAUAUAUCUAUAUGGCGAUCGGAAAGAAGCUUUUUGUUAUUCUGUUUUCUCUGGCAGUGUUAAUCCCUACCCUGAACGCCAAUUCCUUGGAGAAAGAUGGGUAUUGGAAGAGCCAUUCGAACGAGUUUGAUACAUACUGGCAGACAAGAGCAGAAGAGGCUGCAAAGGACAAUAAAGCAGCAUACUUUAAAGAUCCAUAUUCAGUCUCCGGAAACUUCACUUCCUCAGUUAGCGAGCUUAUAAUUGGGAAGGAUAAGCGAAGGAACUUGAAGGGAAAGAAAAAUCAUGACGGUCCAUGCAUGGCGACCAACCCCAUUGACAGGUGCUGGAGGUGUGACCCCAACUGGGCGGACAACAGGAUGAAGCUUGCAGAUUGUGUUCAGGGCUUUGGAAGAAACACUGUGGGAGGAAAGGGUGGUAAAUAUUACGUGGUAACAGAUUCUUCAGAUGAAAACAUGGUUGACCUAAAGCCAGGAACUCUCCGGCAUGCGGUUACACGUGACGGCCCAUUGUGGAUCAUCUUCGAACGCAGCAUGGUGAUCACCCUGAAGCAGGAGCUCAUCAUGACCAGCAACAAGACCAUUGAUGGAAGAGGCGUCGAUGUGUACAUUUCCGGCGGUGCUGGCUUCACCCUCCAGUCCAUCAACAACGUCAUCAUCCAUGGAAUUAAGGUCUACGACAUUUCUGCUCAUGGUGGUGGGAUGAUCAGAGAUUCUGAGACCCAUUACGGGUUCAGGACUCAGAGUGAUGGAGAUGGCAUUUCCAUCUUUGGUUCUAGCAACAUCUGGGUGGAUCAUGUCUCGAUGAGAAACUGCUACGAUGGACUUAUCGAUGUAAUCAUGGGAUCCACCGCCAUUACGAUUUCCAACAGCCAUUUCACCGACCACAACGAGGCGAUGCUGUUCGGUGCCAGCGACGGCUACGACCUUGAUAAGAUCAUGCAGGUGACCCUGGCAUUCAACCACUUCGGGAAGAGAUUGAUUCAGAGGAUGCCGAGAUGCAGACAUGGUUUCUUCCAUGUGGUUAACAACGAUUACACUCACUGGGAAAUGUAUGCGAUUGGUGGGAGCAAGAACCCUACCAUCAUCAGCGAGGGUAACAGAUUCAUUGGCCCUGACGACAUUAAUGCUAAGCAGAUCACAAAGAGAGAAUACUCUCCCGAGAGCGUGUGGUCAGCAUGGCAGUGGAGAUCAAUUAACGAUGAGUACAUGAACGGAGCAUAUUUCGUUCAAUCUGGGCCUGAGCUUGUUAACAGGCCAUUCUCAAGGUUCGACAUGAUCAAAGCCAAGCCAGGAACUUACGUCGCAAGGCUUACACGCUAUGCUGGAAGCCUUAAGUGCAGAGAGGGUAAACCUUGCUAAUUCAUUUUCCCAUUAACUAUUCUUUAUAUGCUUCUCUGCUUUCCACCACUACAACGAUGCCAAACUAUAUUAACAAGAGAUCAGAGAAGGCAAUGCGUCUAUAUAUAUAAACACGUGUAUGCCAUAUAUAUGUUGUUGAAAAAGGAUGAUUUAUUCAUUUCAUUUUUGUUCUAUUAUCAA
This is a messenger RNA of Vigna unguiculata (cowpea), 1694 nucleotides long. Its product is annotated as pectate lyase-like. Gene Ontology annotation, molecular function: pectate lyase activity. The record is from RefSeq and is a predicted model, not a curated record. Lineage: Eukaryota; Viridiplantae; Streptophyta; Magnoliopsida; Fabales; Fabaceae.